Messenger RNA from Gorilla gorilla gorilla (western lowland gorilla), 3306 nucleotides. RefSeq names its product zinc finger protein 35 (gene ZNF35). The coding region runs from base 884 to 2467 and encodes 527 amino acids. The transcript is spliced from 4 exons. Lineage: Eukaryota; Metazoa; Chordata; Mammalia; Primates; Hominidae. The record is from RefSeq and is a predicted model, not a curated record.
GGCUCACUUAGAGCUUCCAACAGCACAAUCCUCCUAAGCGCUUCUGCCCCAUCCCUGGUCGGGGGCGACAUUGGACACCCAUCGAGAGGAAAGCACCUCCGAGAUUCCUAGAGAGGCCGGCUUGGCGACUUGGGGAGCCGGAAGCCCAUCCCGAGGCACUUCCUGUCCGGUCAUUGUUCUUGUGCCGGUAGAAGCUGAAGUCCCGGUCAGCCAGCCUCUUGCUGCAGAGCCGGUGAACUCAGGUCGGGCUUCUCAGCUGCGCACAGUGAGUGGGGUCGGAGGGGAUGGGCACGAACGUCAAGGGAGAAAAAGGGGCUCUCCUAGGGGCCAUGGCCCUAGGAGCGGCCCCUGCGUCCUUUCCCCGGGGACACCAGCCUUGUCUGUCGGGGUGCGGGGGGCAGUGAGUUCCCCACCGCCUCGGAAUCCCGGCUGCUGCCCACCUGGGGCCUGGUCCGGGAGAGGAUGGACACAGACCGGCCAAGGGGCCAGAUAGGUCCCAGGGACAGGGCCGCGAGGAGCCUAUACGUGGAGAGAAUGGAUUGCCACGUUUGGAAAUAGAGAAAGGACAUUGAAAGGGAGCCUUUGAUAGAGGGCCCUGUGCCGUCUGGGACCGGAGGUCCGUCAGAAUCUGAUCAGAAGUCUGAUGAGAGUACUCACUGUAAGGCAGUCUUAUACACAAGGUGGAACUAGUCUUAAGGACCUUCAUACCAGAUUGAAUUCGGAUAGUGAUGGAAAGAAUAGUCCUCCAGAAUUAAGUAGGCAGUACUCAUCUUGGCCCUGGGAAGAAACUCAAGAAGAAGCUUUUGAAACAUAAAGCUUAGAUGGGGUUUGACCUCUGCUGGGCAGCUCCCAGCUAUAGAAGUUCCCCUGCUGAGCAGAGAAGAUGACUGCAGAAUUGAGAGAAGCCAUGGCCCUAGCCCCAUGGGGCCCAGUGAAGGUGAAAAAGGAGGAGGAAGAAGAAGAAAACUUCCCAGGUCAGGCAUCCAGCCAACAAGUGCACUCCGAGAACAUCAAAGUCUGGGCCCCAGUGCAGGGUCUUCAGACAGGCCUUGAUGGAUCAGAAGAGGAAGAAAAGGGUCAGAACAUAUCCUGGGAUAUGGCGGUAGUCCUGAAAGCAACUCAGGAGGCACCUGCUGCUUCAACCCUUGGCAGCUACUCAUUACCAGGGACUCUGGCCAAGAGUGAGAUACUGGAGACUCAUGGGACCAUGAACUUUCUAGGUGCUGAAACCAAGAACCUACAGUUACUGGUUCCAAAAACUGAGAUAUGUGAGGAAGCUGAAAAACCCCUCAUCAUAUCAGAAAGAAUCCAGAAAGCUGAUCCUCAAGGACCUGAGUUAGGAGAAGCUUGUGAAAAGGGAAACAUGUUAAAGAGGCAGAGAAUAAAGAGGGAAAAGAAAGAUUUCGGACAACUGAUAGUGAAUGACUGUCACUUACCUGAAAGCUUCAAAGAAGAGGAAAACCAGAAAUGUAAGAAAUCUGGAGGAAAAUACAGCCUUAAUUCUGGCGCUGUUAAAAAUCCCAAAACCCAGCUUGGACAAAAGCCUUUUACAUGUAGCGUGUGUGGGAAAGGAUUUAGUCAGAGUGCAAACCUCGUUGUGCAUCAGCGAAUCCACACUGGAGAGAAACCCUUUGAAUGUCAUGAGUGUGGGAAGGCCUUCAUUCAGAGUGCAAACCUCGUUGUGCAUCAGAGAAUCCACACUGGACAGAAACCUUAUGUUUGCUCAAAAUGUGGGAAAGCCUUCACUCAGAGUUCAAAUCUGACUGUACAUCAAAAAAUCCACUCCUUAGAAAAAACUUUUAAGUGCAAUGAAUGUGAGAAAGCCUUUAGUUACAGCUCACAACUUGCUCGGCACCAGAAAGUCCACAUUACAGAAAAAUGCUAUGAAUGUAAUGAAUGUGGGAAAACAUUUACUAGGAGCUCAAACCUCAUUGUCCACCAGAGGAUCCACACUGGGGAGAAGCCCUUUGCCUGUAACGACUGUGGCAAAGCCUUUACCCAGAGUGCAAAUCUUAUUGUACAUCAGCGAAGCCAUACUGGUGAGAAGCCAUAUGAGUGUAAAGAGUGUGGGAAAGCCUUUAGUUGUUUUUCACACCUUAUUGUGCACCAGAGAAUUCACACUGCAGAGAAACCUUACGACUGCAGCGAAUGUGGGAAAGCCUUCAGUCAGCUCUCUUGCCUUAUUGUCCACCAGAGAAUUCACAGUGGAGAUCUUCCUUACGUGUGUAAUGAAUGUGGGAAGGCCUUCACAUGUAGCUCAUACCUACUUAUUCAUCAGAGAAUUCAUAAUGGAGAAAAACCUUACACAUGUAAUGAGUGUGGGAAGGCCUUCAGACAGAGGUCGAGCCUCACCGUGCACCAGAGAACCCACACUGGGGAGAAGCCCUAUGAAUGUGAGAAGUGUGGUGCAGCUUUCAUUUCCAACUCACACCUCAUGCGACACCAUAGAACCCAUCUUGUUGAAUAACAAGGAAGAGGAAGACCUCCAGCAUUGGUCAUAACCUUCUGCCUCCCUAAUGAGACACCUCUUUGCUGUUUUCUUCCUCCUCUAUAAAAGUGAGGGCUGUGUCCUUAAAAGUUAGAGUUUUCAGGAAUGCAGCACAAGACACAAGAAAAGCAUUUCAGAGGCUAAUUUAAAACAAAAAGUAAGCACCUAAAGGCAAGGACUUUGUUUUAACUGUACCUUAAGCGGUCAUGUUCUCUGAAGUGGAAUGUGGCUUUCCUAGGAAUGGGUCAUACAAAGCUAAGUGGUAAUGAUGCUAUUUGGGGAAAGGUCUUUUUUGCUUAAUUUUUUUUUUUAAACUCUGAUGAUUGCUUGAGCAACAGGCAGGUUAUCUGCCUGGUUGAAUUCUGGUUGAACCGUGUAUUCUAAUAUUUCUGGUUAAGUGGUGACUAGGUAAGGAAACCACUUGGGGUAGCAGUUCAACAAUUCACUUACGAAUGUUUAUAAGCUUUCCAUUUCCUAGGUAAUUUUUUAAAAGCCAGUCAAAACAAAAACUUUACUGAAAAUGGACAGAAAUAGGAAAUGGACUUUUUCCUUACUGUCUAUACCUCCUGAACCUUGGUAUUGUAAAGAUCUGGGGACCUCUGGGUCUGUUCUGACCAUUCCCUAGUCUCCAUGGCCAAGCACUCAAGGAUUGAUGGACACCACACACCAGCUAUAUUCAUUUGCCAAGAUCAACAGCUCCUUCUCCAAACAACUCAAGCCCCCAAUUCCCAUCGCAUUCCAUUUGGGUGAGAUGCAACUAACAGCCCCUUCCUGGAUAAAGGAGUUAAAGAAUAAAGCUUGCCUAGAGGCAUGCCCCA